AUGAUUGAAACUGCCUUCGGUAACGAAGAAGGUUCGCAAGCCUUAUAUGUAAAUCCUGUUUUCGGUGGUUUUCUACUCAACUGUUGCUCUUCAAACAUGUCACAUCAAGCCUGGACCAUCGCUGACUUACCACACCGUCAUUGGAAAUUAAAAUAUUUACCUGACGAAUUUCGUGCUUGCGAUAUAAAAGAUGAAAACCAUCCAUAUUACAGUUUAUUACAAACUUUCGACCAACUAAGGGACUUACGGUAUUAUACUGAUGACAUUCCCAUGUUGGUCAGCUUGGAACCGAAGCUAAAACAGAUCGGCAAGAUCAUUGAUAAAUUGAUCGACUUACCUGGUCCUCAUGCUAAAGGAAUCUUUGAUUUUACUGCCCUUUCGGCUUAUGUUCAUACCAUUAACGAUCUAUGGUCUAAAAGAAAUCAAAUGUUCAUGACUCCAAUAUGGAGGCAGCCUUUAGGUUACGAAAUGAGUCAUUAUACUGAAAGCUUAGUCUAUGAUCCUGAAUUAUACACCCAACUUACUAAUAUUAGCCUUAUAUUUGACUGGUGGCUGGGGAAACCUCAAUUCGAUUUUUGGAUUGGCAUAAUUGACCUAAAUUUUGACAUUUAUCCAACUCAAUUGGAGGCUUACGUUAAUUGGUAUAAUGCAGUUUUCUUCCCGUUGAUUAAAGAUGUUGCUAAAAAUCUUGACAACCAUAAUAAUCCAUUUCCCCGAAAUUGUGAAAUUGGCGGGGUAUUCAUUAAAUUUCCUUUUAGCAACGAUGGUCUGGGUCGAGAUGUUUAUAAGUCUAACGAUAGAAGAGCUGUCCUCAUAAAUUGCACUAGUCCUAAUCAUCUUCGACAACCAUCUGAAAUUGUGCGUAUAAGUAGCUAA
Racocetra persica is the source of this 876-nucleotide messenger RNA. Lineage: Eukaryota; Fungi; Glomeromycota; Glomeromycetes; Diversisporales; Gigasporaceae. The record is from the annotation of a GenBank genome assembly.